AUGGAAUGCAUUGGUUAAGUUAACUUCUUAAAUGAAGAUUAGACUGGUAGAUUCUAUGGUGAAAAAGGUUACACUAUUGAUAAUAAUUCAUAUUUUGUCCAAGUGCAGUUAAUUUACAAUAGAUAAGAAUAAUAGAAUGGAUAUUGGUGCCCUUUAUUUAACAUUGGAGUCUUGAACUUCCUUAGCACUGCACCAGAUCAAAAUUAAAGACUAUUUUCACCAACUACUUUAAUGGAUCAGGAUUGA
This is a messenger RNA of Paramecium pentaurelia, 246 nucleotides long. The record is from the annotation of a GenBank genome assembly. NCBI's taxonomy places the organism in Eukaryota, Ciliophora, Oligohymenophorea, Peniculida, Parameciidae.